AUGUAUUUCUACAGUCGUCCUCUUUCGCAGUUUGCCUUCAUCGAGAGCGGACACGCCAGCAUUCCACGUGCUAAUCCUCUUCUGAAUUCGACCGUUGCCUAACACGUCAUGUCUAAGCCCACAUACAAAGUCGCUGACAUCAGCCUGGCCGAAUUUGGCCGCAAGGAGAUGGAACUUGCUGAGAACGAGAUGCCAGGUUUGAUGCAGAUGAGGAAGAAGCAUGGACCCAGUAAGCCACUCAAAGGGGCCCGCAUUGCUGGCUGUCUUCACAUGACCAUCCAGACUGCUGUCCUCAUUGAAACUCUCACAGAGCUUGGAGCUGAAGUCACAUGGUCCAGCUGCAACAUCUUCUCCACCCAGGACCACGCGGCCGCUGCCAUUGCCAAGACGGGGGUGCCAGUGUAUGCCUGGAAGGGAGAGACCGAUGAGGAAUACAUCUGGUGCGUUGAGCAGACCAUUGUCUUCCCUGAUGGACAGCCACUCAACCUGAUCCUUGAUGAUGGCGGUGAUCUCACCAACCUAGUCCACACCAAAUACCCACAGUACCUUCCAGGCAUCAAGGGGUUAUCUGAGGAGACUACCACUGGAGUCCACAACCUCUACAAGAUGAUGGAGAAGGGAGAGCUUAAAAUACCAGCCAUCAAUGUCAAUGAUUCAGUAACUAAGAGCAAAUUUGACAACCUGUACGGCUGCCGUGAGUCACUCGUCGAUGGUAUCAAGAGGGCAACUGAUGUCAUGUUGGCUGGAAAGACCUGUGUUGUCGCUGGUUACGGUGAUGUGGGCAAAGGUAGUGCCCAGUCCUUGAGGGCUUUCGGUGCUCGUGUGAUUAUCACAGAGGUCGAUCCAAUCAACGCUCUUCAGGCCUCCAUGGAAGGUUAUGAAGUGACAACCAUGGAUGAAGCCUGCAAGAAGGCACACAUCUUUGUUACCGCCAGCGGCUGCAGUGGAAUCAUCGAGGCGCGUCACUUCACCGAGAUGAAGAAUGACUCCAUUGUCUGCAACAUCGGCCAUUUCGAUUGUGAGAUUGAUCUGGAUUGGCUGAAUGCCAAUGCCAAGAAGGACACCAUCAAACCACAGGUCGACCGUUACACUAUGCCCAGUGGGAAGCACAUCAUUGUCCUGGCCGAGGGCCGUCUGGUCAACCUUGGCUGCGCCAUGGGUCAUCCCAGCUUCGUCAUGUCAAACUCAUUCACCAACCAGGUCCUGGCCCAGCUUGAGCUCUGGACCAAGGCAGACCAGUACAAGGUUGGCGUUGUUAUGCUCCCCAAGACGCUCGACGAGGAGGUAGCUCGUCUUCAUCUGGAUCAUCUGGAUGUCAAACUGACCCACCUCACCACCAAACAAUCCACAUACCUUGGACUGAACACACAGGGACCAUUCAAACCUGAUCAUUACCGUUAUUAGACCCGUCUUGCACACACUCGUUCCCUUCUCUUUCAUAUGAUGUAUCCGCCGCUUUGGCAUUUACGCUGCAUGACCCUGCGUUUGGAAUAGUUUUUCAUUGUAGGAUGAAUGGGAGGAGGAUUCUUGUGUAUUCUAUCCCCAAACAAAUACCACAAUUCUUUGUUUAGGUACUUUAAUCUCUCUCUGAUUAAUGUUUGAGGGGAUGUAUCUGGCAAUUUAGUCAAAUUUGUAAUUGUUAACACAUAUCAAUUAGUGGGUUGAUGUGUCUGUAAUGACAUCCGUAUUCCUAUUAACACAUUGUGAGUUGGUAUAACAUCUCGCAUUUAUGCACUCAAGAUUACUUUAUUCUGAAAUUCAGAUUUUAUUUAUGUAAUGAAAGAUGGAUGAGGGGAUGCUUUUGUAUUACUCCUUCAUCCUUCUGUUGUGAUUUGUAUUCCAAGGACAAGUAAACCAAUGUAAAUGAAAUCACCACUUGUCCAGUACUCUAAAAUUCAGUAAGCGGGCAUAUAGUUAACUUCUGCUAAUCAAGAUUUAUGAAAGUGUAUAAUGGUUCCUGAUAACAGCAGUAUAUUACCUAUGCUUACAUUCCAGAUCUGCAUAGUGGGAAAUAUCAUAAUUUUGCUGCAAACAUAUGAUAUACAUCAACUACUAAAGUCUCUUUUUCUGAAUACAUGUACUACACAAAACUCAUUUAAUGAAAACAAAAAAUUAUAGACAUACAAUCCAGGUAUGGUCAUUAUUUUCAGUGAUUAUAUUGGCUUUAUAUAGUUCUAUUCCUUCCUAUAACAGUUUUAUUUUUUAAGGCAACAUGUUUGAUAAAGGCAGAUAACAGCUGAUUGUUGUGGUAUUCACAUAUUACUGUAUGUUUAUUAUUGACAAGAAGUUUAUAUACUAUUUCUUUCGAGUUCCAUGAUGAAUCUAAUUUAUGUGGAAUUAGUGAUGUCAAGAUUUUGAAAAUGAUUAGAAACGUGGAAAUAA
This is a messenger RNA of Strongylocentrotus purpuratus (purple sea urchin), 2382 nucleotides long. RefSeq names its product adenosylhomocysteinase (gene ahcy). The transcript has 8 exons. Gene Ontology annotation, cellular component: cytosol. Gene Ontology annotation, biological process: L-methionine cycle. The coding region runs from base 109 to 1404 and encodes 431 amino acids. Lineage: Eukaryota; Metazoa; Echinodermata; Echinoidea; Camarodonta; Strongylocentrotidae. The record is from RefSeq and is a predicted model, not a curated record. Gene Ontology annotation, molecular function: adenosylhomocysteinase activity.